This is a messenger RNA of Drosophila albomicans, 1094 nucleotides long. Its product is annotated as glycoprotein-N-acetylgalactosamine 3-beta-galactosyltransferase 1. Lineage: Eukaryota; Metazoa; Arthropoda; Insecta; Diptera; Drosophilidae. Gene Ontology annotation, molecular function: N-acetylgalactosaminide beta-1,3-galactosyltransferase activity. The transcript has 4 exons. The record is from RefSeq and is a predicted model, not a curated record. The coding region runs from base 178 to 1092 and encodes 304 amino acids. Gene Ontology annotation, cellular component: membrane.
CAGCAGCAACAGCAGCAGCAGCAGCUGGGUCAUUUGGCCAAGAAACGCGAUGAUCUGCAGCUGUUUCUCCUCGGCUCGAGACCGAGUGUGUAUCGGCUGUCGAGGCGCCACUUGCUGCUGACGGCGUUGCUUUGUGGCACAGCGUUGAUUCUGCUCUAUGCCUACGGCGAUGUAGUGAUGCUGACCGCAUUGAGGAUGCGGGAGAAUGGUGGACAGGACAAUCAGGUGACUAACGAACCGCUUGCCACGCAACUGGAGCGUGAAGUGCGUGUCGCCUGCUUUGUCCUGACUACGCCCAAGUAUCACAAGUCUCGGGCGGUGCACAUACAGCGCACGUGGGGCAAACGUUGCAACAAGAUCUACUUUAUGACCUCGCAACCAGAUGACGAGCUCGAGACCAUCAUUCUCACCAAGCCCGACCAGUACGAGGUGCUGUGGGGCAAAACGAAGGAGUCCUUCACCUACCUCUAUGAGCACAAACGCCACGAGUUCGAUUGGUUCAUGAAGGCCGACGACGAUACAUAUGUUUUUGUAGAGAACUUGCGCCAUAUGCUUUAUCCUUAUUCGCCUGAUGAGCCCAUUUAUUUUGGCUUCAACUACAAGCUUUUCAAUGUAGAAGCGAAGAAUGCGAGCUACAUGUCAGGUGGCAGCGGUUAUGUGCUCAGUCGAGAGGCGUUGCGUUUGUUUGUGCAUGGAUUGAAUGACAGCAGCAAGUGCCGGCCAGAGGAUGAUUCUGCCGAGGAUGUGGAGGCCGGAGCUUGUCUCUUUAAAACGAAUGUGACCGCCGGCGAUUCACGCGACGACAAAUUGCGUAAUCGAUUCUAUCCCAUGAUGCCAUAUUCAAGCUUAAUGUCAAAGUACAAUGGAAUGGAUUUCUGGUUUUUUAAAUAUGCCUACUACAAUCCACGUGCAUGUAUGGACUGUCUCUCCGAUUAUCCGGUGGCCUUUCAUUACGUUGAGCCUCGGGAGCUUUAUUCCUUCAAUUAUCUCAGCUAUAUGUUUGAUUUAUUUGGGCGACAGCCCACUGUUGAGCAUCUUCCAGCGAGGAUUCCACUCGGUCAAGUCAUCAUUCCUCCCUCGGACAAUAGAUAACA